Messenger RNA from Humulus lupulus (European hop), 3727 nucleotides. RefSeq names its product receptor-like protein kinase 5. Gene Ontology annotation, molecular function: protein binding; protein kinase activity; ATP binding. NCBI's taxonomy places the organism in Eukaryota, Viridiplantae, Streptophyta, Magnoliopsida, Rosales, Cannabaceae. The coding region runs from base 315 to 3347 and encodes 1010 amino acids. The transcript is spliced from 2 exons. The record is from RefSeq and is a predicted model, not a curated record. Gene Ontology annotation, biological process: protein phosphorylation.
GCAUAUGGUGAGACAACGUUGGCUUUUCUUAUUGACACUGACAGGGCCACAAAAGAAAAAAUGAUCCUUCGCUGACUAUAUAACGAUCGCAAACACCAAAUUUGAAGCUUCACUAAGUGGAAAACUUGGCCUUUGGUUCUGGUUCUGUUUUCUCAUAUUGCUGCGCCUAGCUAAUACCAGCUGGCAUGACUUUGCACUUGCAGAUACACACUAAAAAAAUCAUCUUCAAAUGAGUUAAUUUCACCACGAUCGAGAAAAAUUAGACUGAUUGAUAUUCAGAUUGACAAACUCUCAAUCUGAUCAGCCUCUUCAAAAUGAAUAAAGCAUAUUCAAUCUCAUUAUGCAGCAUUCUCUUCCUUCUUUUUCUUAGCCAUGGUGUCUCCCAGUCACUUCAGAAGCAAGAACAAUCAGUGCUUCUAAAGCUAAAGCAGCAGUGGGGAAACCUUCUUCAUAUGAGUCAAUGGAUCCCAUCAACCAACUCUCCUUCUCACUGCUCUUGGCCUGGUAUCAGUUGCACGUCUAACUCUGUCACCGGGCUGAAUCUUUAUGAUGUAAACAUCACCACACCAGUUCCUUCUUUUAUCUGUGACCUCAAAAACCUCACAGACAUUAAUCUUGGGUACAACUUUAUUCCUGGGGAGUUUCCGAAAGCUCUUUACAACUGUUCAAAGCUUGAAUAUUUAGACCUCUCCGACAACUACUUCGUGGGAACCAUUCCUAGCGACAUCAAUAGAAUGGUUCAGCUUCGGAAUCUUUCUCUCGGCGGUAAUAACUUCUCCGGCAACAUCCCAGCUGCCAUAGGACAGCUUCAAGAACUGAGAACACUCGAACUAGGGGCCAGCCAAUUCAACGGCUCUUUACCGCCAGAAUUAGGUAACUUGUCUAAUCUUGAAACACUGUGGUUAUCCAAAAUUGAAAAUCUUUCGCCGUCAAGGCUGCCUUCCAACUAUACUCAAUUGAAGAAAUUGAAAAAUUUGUGGAUUGCUAAAUCCAAUUUGAUCGGAGGAAUACCUGAAAGUAUUGGAGAAAUGACAGCAUUGGAGCAUUUGGAUUUAUCGACUAAUAACUUGAGUGGGAAAAUCCCAGAUGGGUUGUUCAAGUUGAAGAAUUUAAGCAUUGUUUUUCUACACAGGAACAAGCUUUCUGGGGAGAUUCCUCAGGUGGUUGAAUCUCUGAAAUUGACUUUAAUUGAUGUCUCGGAGAACAGUUUAACAGGGAGCAUACCAGAAGACUUUUCCAAGCUAAACAAGUUGUCGGGCUUGGCCUUGUUCAUGAAUCAAUUAUCCGGAAAUAUUCCAGAGGGUUUAGGCAGAUUGCCAGGUUUGAUAGAUUUCCGUCUUUUUAUCAACAAUUUGUCAGGAGUUUUGCCUCCAGAUUUGGGCAAGUAUUCUAACCUCAGAACAUUCGAGGUCUCUUCCAAUAGGCUUGAAGGAAAACUACCAGAACAUCUUUGUUCUCAGGGUAAAUUGUCCGAUGUCGUGGCAUACGACAACAAUCUCAUUGGCGAACUGCCGGAAGGACUCGGAAACUGUAGCUCUUUGACUACGGUAAAAAUUUAUAACAACAAACUUUCUGGGAAUGUUCCUAGUGGUCUGUGGACAUCGUUGAAUUUGAAUUACUUGAUGCUGGGCAACAACGAAUUCACUGGUGUGCUUCCUGAAAAGUUGGCCCAGAAUCUUUCUCGGUUAGAAAUCAAGGACAACAAGUUUUCAGGUACCAUUCCAACUGGUUCAUCUUCCUGGAAGAAUUUGGUGGUUUUUAAGGCCAGUAAUAACCACUUAACAGGAUCCAUUCCUUGGGAAUUGACCAAUCUUCCACGUUUGACAACUCUUUCGCUUGACCAGAACCAGCUCACAGGAGAUCUUCCAUCACGUAUUCAAUCAUGGAAGUCCCUUAACACUCUUAAUCUCAGUCGAAACGAACUCUCUGGACAAAUUCCUGCAGAACUUUCUUUCUUGCCUAAUCUUAACUAUUUAGACCUCUCAGAGAACCAACUUUCUGGCCAAAUUCCAUCUCAACUUGGUCAAUCGAAGAUCAAUUCUCUCAAUCUCUCUUCCAAUAAGCUAAGUGGAACAAUUCCACGUACAUUCGAGAACGAUGCAUAUGCUGACAGCUUCUUGGACAAUCCUGGUCUCUGUACAAGUUCCAACAAUUUGAAACUCAAGCUCUGUAGUUCCCAACCCAGAAAGCGUGACAAAAUUUCAACCCCAUAUCUUGUUUUGAUCAUAACACUAGGUAUAGUGAUCUUCUUGUUAGCUGUGUCCUUCUCAUUCCUCAUAAUCAGAGGUCAUUGGAGCAAAAACAGACUUGAAUCCAAAUGGAAGCUAACCUCAUUCCAGAGAUUAUCUUUCACAGAGUCGAAGAUCGUGUACGGAUUGAACGACCAUAAUCUAAUUGGAACUGGAGGCUCCGGUAAAGUCUACCAUGUUCCUGUGAAUCGUGAAGGAGAUGGUGUUGCAGUAAAAAAAUUAUGGAACGACAAAAAGUUGGACCACAAACUCGAGCAAGAGUUCCUUGCGGAAGUCGAGAUACUGAGCUUAAUUCGACAUUCUAACAUAGUGAAACUUAUGUGCUGCAUCUCAAGUGAGAGUUCAAAACUUCUAGUCUAUGAAUACAUGGAAAAUCGGAGCCUAGACCGAUGGCUACACGGCAAAAACAAUCAACGCAUCGUCUCUGCUUCGGGUUCUUUCCAUGGGAUAUCCCUUGACUGGCCCAAGAGGCUACAAAUAGCAGUUGGCGCUGCACAAGGCCUCUGCUAUAUGCACCAUGAUUGCGUGCCACCAGUUAUUCACAGAGACAUUAAAUCAAGCAACAUCUUGCUAGACACCGAAUUCAACCCGAAAAUUGCAGACUUCGGCCUAGCUAAGUUGUUGGUCAGGCAAGGAGAGCUUGCCACAAUGUCCACUGUGGUUGGUUCUUUCGGCUACAUGGCUCCAGAGUACGCUCAUACAGUAAGAGUCAAUGAAAAGAUCGAUGUUUACAGUUUCGGUGUCGUUCUCCUGGAACUGGCAACUGGAAGGGAAGCGAACAACGGCGGCGGCAGCGAGCACAGCUCCCUCUCCGACUGGGCAUGGCGUCACGUUCAAGAAGACAAACCGAUCGCCGAAGCUUUGGACCCGGAGGUAAAGGAGCCAUGUAAUGUGGAAGAAAUGUGCUGGGUCUUCAAGGUCGGCAUCAUAUGCACCGAAACUUUGCCUUCCAGGAGGCCUUCCAUGAAAGAAGUCCUACAACUCUUGCUCCGAUGUAGCCGUCUGGUGAUGAGUUACGGCGAAAAUGUCUCCAUAAUCGAAUACAACGGCGCUCCGCUCUUGAGGAACUCGAAGCGUGAGAAUGUUUUAGAAGAAUAAGACAACGACGACGCUGCUUUUGCUAACUUUGUAUGAGUUUGUUAGAGAUGACACAUUGAUUAGUUUGUUAGGUGUUAUUACUGUUUUCAGUUACUGUUAGUUCUUGUAUGCUCUGAUCAUUUUUUAUGAUGUGAUCAAGAGUAUUCUCUAAAACUUGUCUCAUUUCUAUUCACGUUUACAGAGUUAGGCCGUUUGUUAGCAGAGUAGAAUUAUGUGGCUCAGUUCUAAAUAUAGUUAGGAAACUGUGUAAUAGUGUCGUUCCAAUAGUUUUAGAGCAUUGAUGAAAUAAAAUAAUAAGUUAAAUCUUGAAGCACACUCUACCCUAAAUUAUUUUGUAAUAGUACGGCUAAAGUUUAUUUAGUUUAAUAUAUGAUUUGAUA